Messenger RNA from Ictalurus punctatus (channel catfish), 917 nucleotides. It is a transcript of the gene gabra6a, whose product is annotated as gamma-aminobutyric acid type A receptor subunit alpha6a. Gene Ontology annotation, cellular component: postsynapse; neuron projection; synapse. NCBI's taxonomy places the organism in Eukaryota, Metazoa, Chordata, Actinopteri, Siluriformes, Ictaluridae. Gene Ontology annotation, molecular function: transmitter-gated monoatomic ion channel activity involved in regulation of postsynaptic membrane potential; GABA-A receptor activity; inhibitory extracellular ligand-gated monoatomic ion channel activity. The transcript is spliced from 5 exons. Bases 2 to 865 code for a protein of 287 amino acids. Gene Ontology annotation, biological process: gamma-aminobutyric acid signaling pathway; monoatomic ion transmembrane transport; regulation of postsynaptic membrane potential. The record is from RefSeq and is a predicted model, not a curated record.
CAUGGAUAUGUUUUUCCGUCAAAUGUGGGUGGACAAGAGGCUGGCGUUCAACGGUCCCAUCGAGAUCCUGCGCUUAAACAACCGCAUGGUGGACAAGAUUUGGACUCCAGACACUUAUUUCCACAACUCGAAGAAAUCACUGGCUCACAACAUGACAACGCCCAACAAGAUGUUCCGCAUCAUGCAGAACGGCACUGUGUUCUACACCAUGAGGCUGACUGUGAGUGCAGAGUGUCCCAUGAUGCUGAUGGACUUUCCCAUGGAUAGUCAUAUUUGUCCUCUCAGCUUCGGAAGCUAUGCUUACACCAGCAGUGAGAUUGUUUACACGUGGAGGAAAGGAUUAGAGAAGUCUGUGGUCAUCCCUCCAGAGUCCUCCAACUUACUGCAGUAUGACCUCAUCGGACAGACGCUCUUCAACAAAAUGUCGUUGAUCAAUACAGGCCAAUAUUCUGUCAAGAUGGUUCAUUUCUUCCUCCAGAGGAAGCUCGGCUAUCAUCUGAUCCAAACGUAUAUCCCCCUCAUCAUGGUGGUUGUCCUGUCCCAAGUGUCCUUCUGGAUCAACAAGGAGUCCGUCCCUGCUCGCACCGUGGCUGGAGUCACCACCGUCCUCACCAUGACCACACUGAGCAUCAGCGCACGAUCUUCACUGCCCAAAGUGGCCUAUGCCACAGCUAUGGACUGGUUCAUUGCUGUCUGCUUCGCCUUCGUGGCCUCGGCCCUGGUUGAGUUUGCCGCCGUCAACUACUUCGCCACGCUGGAAGCCAACAAGAUGAGACGUCGACUCUCAAGAGCUUCUGUGCUGGAGUACAUCGCAGAGGGGAGCGACGAUGAAGACGAGUCGGUAAACACUGCAGCCCAAUACUAAUGUUGUAUCAUACUUAGAAAUGAUAAAUAGUGCUUCUCUCUGUAUUCGGUCA